Priapulus caudatus is the source of this 5791-nucleotide messenger RNA. Its product is annotated as dynactin subunit 1-like. The transcript has 28 exons. Bases 94 to 3840 code for a protein of 1248 amino acids. NCBI's taxonomy places the organism in Eukaryota, Metazoa, Priapulida, Priapulimorpha, Priapulimorphida, Priapulidae. The record is from RefSeq and is a predicted model, not a curated record.
CAGCGUCCUAGCCUAACUAGUAGUAUUUUUAUGGGAUGAACAUACAGCAAUAUUUGUCAGUUUAAAGUUUACCGAUAGGUUAACAUUGCAACAAUGGCGGAAAAGGCGAUGAAGCUCGGGACCAGGGUCGAAGUCAUUGGCAAGGAUGUAGUUGGAGUCGUUGCCUACGUUGGCUCGACAAUGUUCUCUAGUGGGAAGUGGAUAGGUGUGGCACUUGAUGUGCGAAAGGGGAAAAACAAUGGUGUAGUCCAAGGCAAGAAAUAUUUCACAUGUCCUGAAAACCAUGGAAUAUUUGUAAGGCAAUCACAGCUGAACGUGUUGAAUGGCUCGGAGGCCCCGAGUCCUGCUGCUAGUGAAGGUGACUUGAGUAAGAGCCUAGAAUCGAGUCAAGAACUCAAACCAAAAUCAGCUGCUGCUACACCUGAUAGACCAUCAAAAAUUCCAUCAAAGGGUUCCUCUCCAUCACCAAAAGAUGUGAAACCUAGCCGAGAGGCGAAAAGCCUAACUUCGUCUGUUGUUGAGAUGGAUACCGAUGCUGCCAUCUCCAACCUUCAAGGAAGCACAGCUGUCAUUGCUGAUCAGCUGUCAGUACUGCAGCAUCAACAAGAAAUUGAAAAUCUAACAUCAGAGAUAAAAGAUCUGAAUGAAAAGAUGGAAACACUCAAGAUUAAACGAACGGAGGACAAAAAUAAGCUCAAGGAAUUCGAAAAAGUUAAAAUACAAAUGCAGCAGCUUGUUGAAUACAAAACCAAGAUGCAAGAGGCGCACGCAGAGCUUAAUCGGCAGCUGCAGAACGCGAAGAAGGAAGCGAAGGACGCUGUGGAAGCGAGAGAUCGCCAUGCCGACGAGAUGGCAGACGGAGCCGAGGCUCUUGAGUUGGCGGCUCUGGACAAGGAAAUGGCCGAGGAAAAGUCAGAGCAGUUACAGGCUGAAGUCGAUCAACUGAAGGAGAAGUUAGAGGAAGUGACACUGGAUUACGAAAUCAUGAAACAAGAAAUCAGUGACCAGGGUAAAGACAGUGUUGCCACUAGUUACCAGGUUACACAGAUGGGGCAGCAGAUGGAGCGGCUAAAGGAAGCAUUGGUCAAGAUGAGAGAUUUCUCGCAGCAGGAGAAGGUCGAGCAUCAGCGCGCGCUGAAGGAAACCGAGAAGAUGAAGCACACGCUGACUGCGCUCACUAAAGACAAGGAGAAGCUGACGGGCGAACUAGCCGAGGCGGAGAGCCAGCUUGGCGAACUGAAAGAACAGGUGGAUGCAGCAUUGGGAGCUGAAGAAAUGGUCGAAACGUUAGCCGAGAAAAAUCUGGCGCUGGAAGAAAAACUUCAGGAGAUGGAGGAAACCGUUGCAGAUUUGGAAGCUCUACAUGAAAUGAACGAAGAGAUGCAGGAGAACAGCAGAGACACUGAGCUUGAGAUGCGGGAACAGCUAGACCUUUCUAGACAAAAGAUUCGAGAGGCUGACAAGAUGGUUGAGGCAUCUCAGGAGACGAUGGUCGACUAUGAACAGACGAUACAGAAGUUCCGGCGGCUCGUCGAGGAGUUGCAGGAGAGGAAUCGUGACCUCAUCGAUCAGCAGCAGUCAUCGGAGAGCAAGGCCAGCGCGCAGACGGCGCCCGCAGAGAAGUUUGACUUCAAAAUGCACAUCGAGGAAGUGAAGGCUCAUUCCAAGGCUAUAGACAUGGAACUGCGAAAACUUGAAGUUCGGCAGGCAAACGAGCACAUUCAGAUGCUGUGCUCGUUCAUGCCAGAUACUUUCAUGGCCAGAGGAGGUGACCAUGAUGCCAUGUUGGUGCUGCUGCUGGUUCCGCGCAUAUGCCACAAGGCUGGUCUGCUCGCAGAACAAGUCUCCAACAAGUUUGAACUGACGGAGAAGAUUACUAAGGAGCUGGUGAUAAAGUCUCAGAAGGCAGAGCAAGCGAGUUAUGCACGUGGAGUGGUACACUGUUUAAUCUCCUUGCAGACUGUACUGCACAGGAUUGAGAGUUCACUAGCACUCUGUCCCGUUGAUCUGUUCCUGCGAGUGGGUAGCCUGUACUCUGACUUCAUCCUUCAUGAGAAGACAGUUGACUUCUUCAUACAGCUACUGAAGAAAGACCAGCUAGAUGAAAACAUCUCUCUGGAACCCCUAGAGAAAGCCUGUGCUUUCUUCAAUCACGUAUACUCGACGUACUUGAGUGAGAACGGGGAGAACUGCACACAGUACCUGGGCAAUCACGUGAAGAUGUUCAACGCCGCAUGUGACUGGGUCUCGCUGGACAUUGGCCGGCUGCAGCUCAUCAUGCUGCCCGGUCAAGAGACGAGCGAGAUCAGCAUCCUACUCAAGGACAUCGCGACGUACAACGACGACAUCAAGAUGUUCCUGAAGAAGAUCAAGCGUAGGAUGCCUCAGGAUGAAGCGCAGCAUCCGCUCGUCUUCAGUAAGGACGUGCAGAGCGUCGUCACGUCGUGCGCCGCCGACCUGAACAAUGUUGCACACACAGUGAGCGAGCUCGCUAGUGGGGCCAUGCAGCAGCUAGCUGUGCUGCCAGAUGUUGAUGGACUGCCAGCUAAGAAGUUGGAUGAGUUAGCCUUCCUUGCAUCCGACAAGGUUUACGGAGCGGAUGAUGGCGGACCGUUCGAUUCGCUGCGGCAGAGCAUGCAAACCUGCAUGGCCUCCAUGAAUAAAGUGACGGCGGCAAUGCAGGAGGGCGAAUACGAUUACGAUGGAACACCUAAAAGCAAGCCUACAGCGCCUAUCUUUCUACGUGCUGCCACAAUGAAGAGUCAGGUGAGUGACAUUGAGAACCUCAAGUUCAAGGUGGAUGCAAAAGAGGAAGAUAUAAAGGAGCUGAAGAAAGCUUUGAAGAUUAGGGCAGAGGAAGUUUCGGAGCUCAACGUAAGAAUAGGUCUCGCUGAAAAAAAGCUGGAGAAUGCAUCCAAAGAUGGUGAUGAACGAGCAGCCAAGGUGCAGAGGAAACUAGACGAAGCUGUUACUGCCCUCAAGAAGAAAGAGAAGGAGUAUGAGCAGACGAUGGACGUCCUACAGGGUGAUAUAGAUGCUCUAGAACAUGAGAAGUCUGAUCUGAAAGAGAAGCUGAAAUCCCUUGCAAAGAAGGCGAUGGUUGAGGGCCUUGCAAAGUCGCCAGCACUGAGUGCAAUCAUGGGCGUUGGCGCAAGCAGCAGUCCUGCCUUCAUUCCGUCGGCUCCAGCAGAGGUAAAGGAUUCACCUCUGCUUCUAAGUCACAUCACAGCACUCAAAGAAGCUUUGCACACGACCAGGGAGGAGAGCUGGCGCCUCAAGUGCGACAAGAUGAAGAGACAGAUGGAAUGUCUUUCGCCUCUCAUCGUUCCGCGGAAGGCGAUCGGUACAGCGGCUCACGUUACUCAAGUGUCGGCCAGCAUGCCGGCCGCUGAGGGGGGCAGCACCAUCGAAGCGCUGCGUAAGAGGACCACGACGCUGUUCACAGAGUUGAACAAGCUCAGCAGCUGUCCGAAGGUUGUUGACAUCACAAGGUGUAAGCCAGGUGCUGAGCCAGUGACAGGAUUGACUAAUCCUAGUAGGCAGCUGACAGAGUCUGCAGCUAGGGUUUUACAGCUACAAAAUGAGGCUCUAGAUCUUCAGGUAUCAGUGACCAAUCUGCUUGCCUCUUAUCACACGGGAGGACAAGUACGCACUGAUUUCUCUGCGUUUCCCACUCCAGGCUUUGCCAAGGCCCUGCAGGAGAAGCAUGGAGACGUGAAGCAGUUUGGCCGUGUCUCGUUCCCCCGGCCGGACGGCACGCGCGACGGCACCCCGACGCGUGUCCCCAUCGUCAUUGCACCCAACAAGUUCAAGGCCAUUCACGAGCACUUCCUGAAGUGAUCGCCACGGUACCGUCUUGCGGAGCAGCAGCCAGGAAGCUGAGGUCAGUCGACGGACGGAUCAAUAAACUCACCCCUUGCUAUCGGCAAUUGAAACUACAGUCAGAAAUGUGUUAACGAACACCCUUGUAGGACGGCUUGUCUAUUAGUAACACCUUUGAAGGUUUGCCUCGAUUGAGUCUUAUAUACAGGCAUGACUGUACCCGUUCUUCUACACUGUUGUGAUACAUGAUGUGGCCUGAUGUAGCAGUAUGUACAUCAAUGGUGCAUGGCGAUGGUGUGGCCAAUCGAGUUUCGUCACUACGAAUUUUGUUGAGUGCGUGAUAUUAUGCAAGCCAACCUUUGAAAUAAUGGUACAGAGAAUUCGCGUUACAAUCUAGAUGCAACACUGAGUUGCAUUAGUACAAACAGUUAUUUUAUUGUAGGUGCUGUGUUAUUGUAGAAUUGAUGCCCCUUUUGUGUUCUGGCUAGUGUACAUGUGUGCUAAAAAUUGUUAAUCCGACUAGAAAAAGCAAUCGUUAAGGAAAACGUGCAUAGCAACGUAUUCAUUCUAUUUGAGGGGGCAUUACAUCAUAGCCUGCACCUUAUUCGUUACAUGGUAAUAUCAGGAGUGGAUAAUAGAGAUUAGAGGAGAUCUCUAUUAUUCACUCCUGGUAAUAUCCUGUCACGCUGCAGUCACAGUAGUAGCAACGUGGUAAAUCAUUUAAAAUCUAGUCCUUCAUUAAGAGAAGUUUCGCACGUAUUUGCACACAUUUAGUUGUUACCAGAUUAAAUAGCCUAUUUAAUAAAAUACGAAACGAAGUGUGAUGCAGUCCAAAUAUCAUUUAUGUGGUUGAGAAUAGCGUAUAUAUGAACUGUGGAUGCUGUUGCAUCGAUCCAUCAUUGGAAAUUACUCAAAUUGCUUCCAUUUAAAUUUCCUUGGAGUGAUAAGUGAUCUGAAAACAUGGUAUAUAAUCGUUCUCAAUAUCUAUCUAUCCUCAGCUUCCAUGUCUAGAUAAAACUUUCAUUGUGUAUGUGGUUAGUGAGAUCAGCAAUGAUCCAGUGCUCUAUGCUACAGUUUUGCUAUUUAUUCACUUGCAUUGUCUUUCUAAUGGUUGUAUAACCGCUGAUGUACCUUAUAUAAAUUAAGUUGGCACGGUUAGCAUUUCUGUAUCGCAACAAAGGUUAACAUAUCGUAUUCGCACUGCUGGGUGUGUAUCUAACCGCUCCAGUAGCACUGAUCUUUCUAGGCUGCACCGCUACCUGCAUGCUUGGCGACAGAAUAAUGUGGGUUGCUGCUACGGAGCAGUGCAGGCUUUUGUACGCACUAUGAAAAGCCUCGUUCUUUGCGAAGAUGGUCACGUUGUUUAGGAUGGUGAAGGCCUUCAUAUUUAAUGUGGGAAACAACGAAGCUGCUAGUAUUUAUUGCGCAUUGAGACACAGUGAUUAUAAGCCCCUGAUGUUAAUAUCUGCUGGUAUGAAUGCGCAUCCAGGAGGUGAAGACCUACGUAAUGGAAAAAUCAAUGAAGUAGUUGGGAGGCAACGGUCAUCCGAGGAAUUCGAUGAAUGUCUUUUGAGUUUUAUGAACACGCAUGCAUAGAAGGUCUGCCUUCAAUGUCAUGGCAUAUACUGGUAUAAGGUUAUAGUUAUAUAGUUUAUAUAGUUGUAAUUGUCAUCUCGAAAAAACUAUACCGUUAGAAUAUGAUUUUUAUCAAAUAAUCAUUAAAUUAUUAUUAAACUUUACGCGCACAAUGUGCCUAAAUCGCGAGUGAACUUUCUCGUUCUUAGAAAUGUGGUUUGCAUCUAUUAUUAGUUAGCAAAUUUUUUUAGGUUAUGAGGCAAAUUCAUAUGGUAUGUAUAAGGGUUAUUGUUUCAUAUGAGCUGCAUUAUGUAACCAGCCUUUGUUUGCUUACAAUAUUGUAUUGCGAUAUAUAUAUAUUAUAUAUAAUAUAUAUGGUAUAUGAAAAGCCAAA